AAAUCAAACAAAUCACUUGAUUAACUCCAUUCAAAGCUCCUUACCGUAGAUAAAAGUGCUCCCCCAUUAUUCAUAAUGGUGGGGCCCAUGCAAUGAAGCAGAGAAUCAAGAAAACAGAGGAGAAGUGGGAAAACAGCAAGAAAACAAUGCCUACACUUUUCUUCUUCUCUCCUUUUGAGACCCAAUUCAACUGUGUUACUUUCUCUGUUUCUUGCAUCAAAGAUUCUCUCCCUUUCAAGUCAUAGAAGAAAAGCAAAAGGUGAAAUGGAGUGGGAAAUUGAGAAAAGGACUCCCAACUCAUGCAUAUAUUCUUCAACUCAAUCCGCUUCUGUUUUCAGAUUGUUGUUAUACACCGAAACAAAGGUUUCCAGCAAAUGAUGGAUAACCAAGUUGAGGACAGUUCUUCUUCAGUUCAUGGACACACAGAAUUUGGAUUGGUUCUAUCUGCUGAUGCUAAGCCAAGGCUAAAAUGGACACCUGACCUUCAUCAGCGCUUCGUCGAUGCAGUUUCUCAGCUGGGUGGUAUUGAAAAGGCAACACCAAAAGCUGUGAUGAAGGUGAUGGGAAUCCCUGGACUUACAUUGUACCACCUAAAGAGCCAUUUGCAGAAAUAUAGGCUUGCUAUUAACCAGAACUCACAAACCUGCGGUGAUAACAAGAAAGAAGCAGACUGCACGAUAGCUGAUUACAGAGUCGGCCGUAUUGAUGGAGAAAACACGGGGAGAACUCAUGAACAAGUUAAUGAAAGCUUGCAGAUAGCUAAAGCACUGCAGAUGCAAAUGGAAGUGCAGAAGAAACUGCAUGAACAGAUUGAAGUGCAGCAGCACUUGCAGCUUCGAAUUGAAGCACAAGGGAAGUAUCUGCAGUCGGUAUUGAAGAAAGCACAGGAAACGCUUGCUGCGUAUAGUCGUACUUCUUUGGGACUGGAAGCUGCAAAAUCAGAAUUCUUGGAGCUUUUUUCUACGGCGGAUGUCGAAUGCCCAAGCUCUUCAAUUUCUGAAUUGACUGAGAUAUCUGACAUGAGCUUGCAGAAACAAGAGAAGGGAUUGAUUGGAUAUGGCUUUGUGCAUCAUCAACCUGAGCUUACUGAUUGCUCCAUGGAUAGCUGUUUAACAUCUUCUGAAAGCUCGGAAAGAAUGAACUAUGAUUCUGUCAAUGGAUAUAAAUCCAACAAUCAUAACGGAACUGUUACAUGUCCAUCGGCAGAAAAAACUCCGAAUUCAAUCAGCCUAAGCAAGAUGCACUUGAGCAAUCGAGCCAGUGCCAUGUUCGACGACACCUGUGUCGAUCAGCCACACUGUAAGAGACCACUCCAUGAGAACUCAUCUAAUCAGCCGAGAAGAUUCAGGAGAUCAGAGGAGCUUGAUCUGAAUUGUCAGUAUCAGUGCGAGACAGAUUCAGGUUAGCAAGAACUAGACUUGAAUUGUUGGAAUUAAGGUAUGCCAUUAGUCUGCCAGGCAUUUGAAUGGCUGCAAUCAUCUUAUCAGGACAUGUAUCAAAAGGCCUUGUAUGGCCUUUGUAUAUCAUAAGUCUGCCUGUAAUCAGAUAAUGUUGGCCUGUUUAUAUUGUUA
This is a messenger RNA of Magnolia sinica, 1571 nucleotides long. RefSeq names its product myb family transcription factor PHL8-like. Gene Ontology annotation, molecular function: DNA-binding transcription factor activity; DNA binding. The record is from RefSeq and is a predicted model, not a curated record. Bases 300 to 1406 code for a protein of 368 amino acids. Lineage: Eukaryota; Viridiplantae; Streptophyta; Magnoliopsida; Magnoliales; Magnoliaceae. The transcript is spliced from 7 exons.